Thrips palmi is the source of this 669-nucleotide messenger RNA. RefSeq names its product Krueppel-like factor 16. The record is from RefSeq and is a predicted model, not a curated record. Bases 1 to 669 code for a protein of 222 amino acids. NCBI's taxonomy places the organism in Eukaryota, Metazoa, Arthropoda, Insecta, Thysanoptera, Thripidae. Gene Ontology annotation, molecular function: DNA-binding transcription factor activity, RNA polymerase II-specific; RNA polymerase II cis-regulatory region sequence-specific DNA binding. Gene Ontology annotation, biological process: regulation of transcription by RNA polymerase II. The transcript is spliced from 2 exons.
AUGCGCACCCCCAAGAGCAAGGCCAGGGCCGACGCGGCCUCCAGGAAGGGCAGCGCCUUCUCGGCGCCCAAGGCCACGGCCCCCAAGACCAUGCCGGCGUCCGCCCCCAGCGGCUUCCCCGGCGGCAUGCUGUCCCCGGAAGAGGUGGCGCUGCUGGCCGCCCAGCAGCAGGCCUUCCACGAGGAGGCGCUGCUCGCCAUGGCCGGCCUGCUGCCCCCGGGAGUCCCCGGCAUGCCCCCCGGCGCCGCGCUGCCCCCGGGCGGCAUCCCCGCCGCCUACCUGGACGAGUACGCCCGUCUGCUGCAGCAGGAGCAGAAGGCGCAGGGCGCGGCGGCGCGCAAGCAGCGCCCCAAGAAGUACCGGUGCCCGCACUGCCAGGUCGCCUUCAGCAACAACGGCCAGCUCAGGGGGCACGUCCGGAUACACACAGGCGAGCGUCCCUUCCAGUGCGACGAGGAGAGCUGCGGCAAGCGCUUCACGCGCAACGAGGAGCUGACGCGCCACAAGCGCAUCCACUCCGGACUGCGGCCCUUCGCGUGCCAGGCGUGCGGCAAGCGCUUCGGGCGCAAGGACCACCUCAAGAAGCACACGCGCACGCACGACCCCGCGCACCGCAUGGCCCAGCUCAUCCCCAUGCUGCCGCCCCCGCACUACCUCUACGGCUUCUGA